AUGAUUAUACCAGCUUCCGGCCAGGCUGGCGUCAAUUCCCCCAGUGGGACUCAGGGCCCGCCGCGCCGUUCGGGUGUCAUGCAGGGCCAGGAACUAAUAAUCCUAUGUGAAGAAGAACUUGGUGGCCAAUCAGUAUCAAGUUCUAUUGGCGCAGCUGGAGACAUUCCAAGCCAAAUUUUAUCAUCAAACUCUUCGUCCGCCAAUUCGGCAUCCACCACUUCAGUCGGUGUCUCCCUUCUCACAGGAACGGGCACUUCUGGCAGUAGCUCAUGCUCUCGCCCUGGUUCCAGUAGUGGAAAAAAACUUUCAUUGUUUGGACAAGUGUAUAGUCGAGCGGAGUGCCGACCUCCAACCAAUUCCAAAUACAUGCGUCUUAAAGAACAACAGGUAGUCAAUUUUGAGUGUUUUGGAAUCUUAGUAAUGUCUUCCUCUUGUGACUUAUACAAUCAUUUUUUUAUAUUUGACCCCUUGGAGCUCUUCGCAGGUUCAUCAAGCGCAGUAAUAUUUUUUCCCUUGUGUUCAUUUUGUGGUACCUAUUAUUUCCAUAUCUCAAAAACGUUUCUGCGUAAAUUGAUUCUUUUUUGUCCUUUAAAGCUACGCAAUAUAGGCUUUAGCCUUGCAUCCAAACGAUCGAUUUACUCUUGUUUUAGACUUCGCUUAGAUUCGAUGAUUAUUUGCUUUAAUAUUUGGUUUCUGAGUUGA
This is a messenger RNA of Protopolystoma xenopodis, 702 nucleotides long. Lineage: Eukaryota; Metazoa; Platyhelminthes; Monogenea; Polystomatidea; Polystomatidae. The record is from the annotation of a GenBank genome assembly.